AUGUUUAUUUCUCAACGAACAGUUGCGAAGUGUUUUGCUCUCUUGUGGGUCUGUGUAAUAACUUUAAUGACCCUCUUCAGUUCAAAGCUGUUAUCUUUGUUUAAGUGUCGUAAUGAAGAACGCCAGGAUUUCGCGACUGCGGCGUCGACAAAAGUUUACGAGGAGCCGAGAAGAGACCACGUGGAUCGUUAUACGCCGUUUAUUUUCGUAGGUGGUUUCCCCAGGAGUGGAACAACGUUGAUGCGGGCCAUGUUGGAUGCACAUCCGGAUAUCAGAUGCGGACAAGAAACAAGGGUCAUUCCAAAAAUUCUGCUUAAUAUUCCCAGAAUGUUGAAUGUGUUCAGCGAAGCUGAAACUACCCGUCGAGAAGAAGCUGGCGUAACCCAAGACCUCUUAGAUUCUGCAGUUGCGGCUCUCAUAGCAGAGAUUAUAGCAAAGCACGGCGAUCCAGCUCCAAGAUUAUGCAAUAAAGACCCUCUAACCUUCAGGAAUCUUAGUUAUUUAGCCAGACUGUUUCCUAAAGCAAAGUUCAUUUUCAUGAUUCGAGACGGUCGUGCAGUGCUCAACUCUAUCAUAGAAAGAAAAAUUGGAAUUAGAGGGUUGUACAGGCCUCGCAGUAUUGAAAAUUACGACCUUGAAGUUUUGCUAAGAUCUUGGAAUGUGGCAGUGAGAAAUAUGAAUGCACAAUGCGAAGUGCUGGGGAAAGAUAGAUGUCUGAGAAUUCCUUAUGAACAUCUGGUAUUGUUUCCAUCGCAGAGUAUGAAAAUUGUCUUAGAAUUUUUACAUGUUAUUUGGAACGAUGUGGUUUUGCACCAUCAAACUGAAAUAGGAAAACCUGGCGGAGUUAUUCUUUCACGGUAAGCUUCAGCUGUAAUUAUAAUUCAAUUCUUCCCCUUCCCCAAAAAAGUAAUAAAUAAUAAUAAUAAUAAUGAGGGAGAACGUUUAUGUGUUGGCAUUAUGAUAUUUGCAAAUCUCGUUCAUGUCUACGAGCAUGAAACUUAUAAAUGAUGUACAAUAAUGAUGACGAUGAUUAGGAUGAUUUAAAUCAAUGAUGAUGAUGAUGAUGAUGAUGAUGAUGAUGAUGAUGAAACAUUGGCAUAAACGGCUCCCAUCCAAAUUCAAAGUAGACAGACUGCAAAUUAUAGUAGUUGCUAAAAAAUAUAUCUAGAUGUCCCAACUGUUCAUCAGUAGGAUGCCUAAAAUGCGUGCAAUUCAACAAUUGGUUUUGGCUCCAUUAAAUCCUAUAUACCAGUUGCAGAACAUUUUAGGAGGAGCCACCCACUGUGUGAGCACAUUCGCGGACAACACAUAUAAAUGAGGAAAAUAACGCAAAGCAAAACCAAGACGUUAGUAAACGAACUAAAUGUACACGCAACUUAAGUAAAUAAAUAAUGCACGAGCCCAAAAUAGAUGGGAUGGUAGAUUUAGGCGGAUGCCUAUUUACUGCUUCAAAAAGUAGACACGUUCUUGUCUUUACACUACUUUAAUGCUGACAUCAAUGUAUUUCUUUUCUUGCUACAGCCUUGAGAAGUCAACCGAUCAAGUCAAAGAACCUAUAAAUGUUAACGCUCUGUACAAGUGGUGCCACAAGUUACCGCCUGCCUUGCUGGAGCAUACGGACAGAAUUGCCCCUAUCAUGAAACAGCUGGGCUAUGAUACUUGGAAAAAAAGGCCUGAUUAUAGCAAAAUGAUGUCUAUUGUAACGAAAUAA
This is a messenger RNA of Porites lobata, 1711 nucleotides long. Lineage: Eukaryota; Metazoa; Cnidaria; Anthozoa; Scleractinia; Poritidae. The record is from the annotation of a GenBank genome assembly.